Messenger RNA from Aspergillus steynii IBT 23096, 1021 nucleotides. Its product is annotated as Alb1 domain-containing protein. Gene Ontology annotation, cellular component: preribosome, large subunit precursor; nucleolus. NCBI's taxonomy places the organism in Eukaryota, Fungi, Ascomycota, Eurotiomycetes, Eurotiales, Aspergillaceae. The record is from RefSeq and is a predicted model, not a curated record. Gene Ontology annotation, biological process: ribosomal large subunit export from nucleus. The coding region runs from base 46 to 567 and encodes 173 amino acids. The transcript is spliced from 3 exons.
CUGCAGGGACUUUGUUUUUCUUUGCUCACUCGUGAACAAGGAACCAUGGCUAAGACGAGAACCCAGUCAAAGCAUUCCCGCGCCGCGAGGCGGGAAGCUUCGCCGAGUCUUGAGGUCGACAAGUCUGUCAUGUCCCUCCCCCGCGUCGAGGAGACCUCGCUGCCGCGCGAUUCCAUUCUCGCCGAUCGCGCAAAUGCCGGCGUGUCCAAAAAGCAGGCGAAGCCUCGGAACAAAUCUCGGGCGCAACGCCAGAAACAACAGAAGGGUAUAGAAAGAGCAGAAAACGUUAUAGAUCAGAUGGAGAAGAAGGUGACCAAGAGUGUCAGCCGCGCAAAAACCGUGAAAGCACGCAGGGGCGAAUGGGAGGAUUUGAACCGCAAAUCCGUAGCGUCGAAAUUCCAAGCCCUCGAGAACGAGUUCGAUGACAACGAUGAUGAUGAUGCUAUGGUCGACGACUCCGCGCCUCCUGCAAAGACCAGGAAGCCUAAGUCUCAACAAACAAAUGCGACCCAGAACCCUGUCGCAGACGAACCCGCAGGCAUUGACGAAGAUGAGGAUAUCACCUGAAUGUAACGACGGGGAACAAACGCAGAGGAAAUGUCAGACCAAUUUGUGUCGGUUAUUUCCUUGGCCUAAGCUGGUUGAUCAUUCGCUCGAUAUCCGAGGCGGCAGGUCCGGAAGCUCUCCCGCGGAGUAGCUCAAGGGUAUUGAAAUCUUUGGCCUUGAGGGCUUCUUCUCCGGCUUUUACAAUCAUUCCGCAUUUAACCCACAUUUCCACCUUGUCCUCGACGGGCAGAUUGGUACAUUUGGGGACGAACAGUGAGGCAAGCUUUGUGUUUCCGGCGCCCAAAAUCUCGUUAUAGAAAGGCUGUCAUUUCCAGUGAGCUUGUGCAUUUGAAGAUAACCAGGGGAUAUGCUCACCUCCCAUCCUAUCGGCGAUUUCUUGUUUUUACCGAUUUCCUCUAAUUCACCCCAAUCCCGCUUGGCGACUAGGGCUCUCAAUCUCAACCACCAAUAUGUC